CUACAAAUUCCCCUUCAAACCGUUUCAACUCCCAUCACUACUCCUUUUCGUCUACCCAACACUAGAUAAAAUCACACAAAAAUGGCCAACGCCAUGAGACCUACUCUUGUCCUUGCACUUCUCUUCUUCCUCUCUUUCAACUCAUCCUUCGCAGGGACAUACAAUGUGAUAACUUAUGGUGCAAAAGCUGACGGCGUAACUGACACCACCAAUGCAUUUAAUGCAGCGUGGAUUGCCGCUUGCGGCUCUAUAGAGGCUGCAACCAUUAUCGUUCCCGGUGGAAGAUUCCUGGUUGGCAGCAACAUGGUGUUUAAUGGUGGGUCGUGCAAGAGCAGUGACAUCACCAUAACAAUUAAGGGGACGCUGGUGGCUCCCGGAGACUAUAAUGUUCUCGGGAAUACCGGGUACUGGCUUUCCUUUGAGUCUGUCAAUGGGGUUUCCAUCGUCGGCGGGGUCCUUGACGGCCAAGGUUCAUCGUUGUGGGCUUGUAAGACGUCCGGGAAGAGUUGCCCCAGCGGAGCUACGACAUUGGCCUUUACCAAUUCUAAAAACGUCGUCGUAAAUGGCUUAACCUCGCUGAACAGCCAAUUGUACCACAUCGUAUUCAACGGCUGCCAGAACGUGACAAUGCACGGCAUAAGGCUCAGCGCCGCCGGCACCAGCCCCAACACCGACGGCAUCCACAUCCAGUUCUCGACCAAUGUCACCGUGCUCAACUCCAGGGUAGGAACAGGUGAUGACUGCGUCUCCAUCGGGCCCGGAACCCAGAAUUUGUGGAUCGAGAACAUCGCAUGCGGGCCUGGUCAUGGGGUCAGCAUCGGAAGUCUGGGGAAGAGCGCGAACGAGGACGGAGUCCAGAACGUGACAGUUAGAAGAGCAACAUUUUCCGGUACACAAAAUGGGUUCAGGAUCAAAUCGUGGGCGAGGCCCAGUACCGGUUUUGCCCAGAACAUUCUUUUCCAACACGGCAUCAUGAAUAAUGUCCAAAAUCCUAUAGUCAUUGAUCAAAAUUAUUGUCCGAACAACCAAGAUUGUCCUGGUCAGGUUUCUGGGAUUCAAGUGAGUGAUGUAACAUACAACAAUGUUAGUGGAUCGUCAGCCACAAAAGUUGCGGUUAAAUUCGAUUGUAGCUCAGAAUAUCCAUGUACAGGGAUAACGUUGGAGAAUGUGCAGCUGACUUACAAAAACCAGAGAGCUGAAGCUUCUUGUGCCAAUGCUGCCGGAACUGCUUCUGGUUUGGUUCAGCCCAACAGCUGCUUGUAGUGGGGAAAAGGAAGAUGAAAAAAAAUGCAAUGUUUUAUUGCAUGAUUUUUGCAUUCAAAAAUUAAUGUUGUUGUGGUACUGAAAAUGGUUAUUGCUUGAGCCUGUGGCGCUGUCUGGCUCACUCACUGGGCCAGAUUAUUAGACUUUUGAGCCUGGUCUUGCAAUCACUUAUGCUUUUGAUUAAGAGUUAAUAUGUGACCCAACCCAUUAGGAUUUAUAAAUACAAAAUUGGUUG
Messenger RNA from Rubroshorea leprosula, 1498 nucleotides. The record is from the annotation of a GenBank genome assembly. Lineage: Eukaryota; Viridiplantae; Streptophyta; Magnoliopsida; Malvales; Dipterocarpaceae.